This is a messenger RNA of Drosophila albomicans, 1533 nucleotides long. Its product is annotated as juvenile hormone epoxide hydrolase 1-like. Gene Ontology annotation, biological process: epoxide metabolic process. Bases 72 to 1496 code for a protein of 474 amino acids. The record is from RefSeq and is a predicted model, not a curated record. Gene Ontology annotation, molecular function: epoxide hydrolase activity. The transcript is spliced from 4 exons. Lineage: Eukaryota; Metazoa; Arthropoda; Insecta; Diptera; Drosophilidae.
AGAUUAGACGUUUGUGGGCAGUCAGUGUGACGAGAACCUUUGAACGGAAUAGUUCGUGUAGUCUACCCAACAUGUCUACCAUAACACGGCUCUUGGUGUUGUUGCUGGCCAUUGGCGGAGCUCUUGUAUACAAGCAGCUGAAUCAGCUGUGGGGAGAUCUGCCCGUGCCCACUUUGGAUGAACAGCAAUGGUGGGGCGACGAGGCGUCUCCCAGUGACUAUGCGACCUAUUUAGCCAACACCUCCGAAGUGAUUAACAAUCGUAUUUUGUACCCAGAGACGACUAUUGAGGAUCUGAGGAAACAACUGAAUCGCACACUACGUCUAACACCUCCUUUGGAGGGUGUGGCCUUUGAAUAUGGCUUCAACUCGGACUAUCUGAAGGAACUGGUCGCCUAUUGGCGUGACGACUACUUGCCGCGUUGGCGUGAACGUGAAGUAUUCCUUUGGCAAUUCAACCACUUCACCACGGAAAUUCAGGGUCUACGCAUGCACUUUCUACACCUGAAGGUCUACGACGAGAACAAGGUGGGCAAGCAGCACUAUCCCGUGUUGUUGCUUCACGGCUGGCCCGGAUCGGUGCGUGAGUUCUACGACCUUAUUCACCUGCUUCAUCAGUCCAAUUUGGAUCCCAGCAACAAGUACAUUUUCAAUGUGGUUGUGCCCAGUUUGCCUGGUUAUGGUUGGUCACAGGGCACUUCUCGUCCUGGUUUGGGACCUGCUCAAGCAGCUGUUAUUCUGCGCAAUCUCAUGUUGCGCUUGGGUUACAAAAAGUUCUUCAUUCAGGGCGGCGAUUGGGGAUCCAUAUUGGGCUCCCACUUGGCCACACUUUACCCCGACAAUGUGCUUGGUUACCACUCGAACUUGUGCAACAAUCUGAGCCCCAAGUCUCAAGUGAAGGGUCUACUCGCCGGAAUAUUGCCAAGUCUUUUUGCGCCCAGCGGCUUUGAGGAUUUCUUUUUCCCCCGAUCGAAGGAACUAAAGUACUUGAUCGAGGAGAGCGGCUACUUCCAUCUGCAGGCCACCAAGCCAGACACCAUUGGCUCCGCUUUAAGCGAUAAUCCUGUGGGUCUCGCUGCCUACAUUCUCGAAAAGUUCUCCACUUGGACAAAUGCCACAUAUCGCUCUCUUCCCGACGGUGGUCUUACCAAGCGCUACACUCUGGAUGCCCUGUUCGACAAUGUCAUGAUUUACUAUCUGACCAACUCGAUCACCACAUCGCAGCGUCUCUAUGCUGAGGCGUACACCAAUGAUCAGCGUGAACUGAACCUGGAACGUGUGCCGACGUCUGUUCCCACUGGCUGUGCUCGUUUUAAGGGCGACAUCAUGCAGUUCUUGGAUUGGCAGUUGCAAGACAAGUUUAAGAACCUAAUCCAUAGCACCUACUACAGAAGAGGUGGUCACUUUGCCGCCCUUGAGGUGCCCAAGGUGCUAUACAAGGAUUUCAUAGACUUUGUUAAGAAAGUUGAACGCAAGUUUAACAUUAAAACUUUGUAAGUUAAUUGCGAAUAAAAUUUUAUAUUUGAAAAUUUAA